AUGGUACCCGAGAUUCACGGUGACAUGCUGGGCACUAAGCCACGUCCAGACACGCAAGAUAUAAAAGUCUUAACACAAUUAACACUACACUCUGGCUUUAAAAGUUAUGGCCAGGUGAGUGAACAUGAUCAUCGAGUGCAGAGUAAACAUGAUCAUCGAGUGCAGAGUGAACAUGAUCAUCGAGUGCAGAGUAAACAUGAUCGUAGAGUACAGAGUAAACAUGAUCAUCGAGUGCAGAGUAAACAUGAUCAUCGAUUACAGAGUAAACAUGAUCAUCGAUUACAGAGUAAACAUGAUCAUCGAAUGCAGAAUAAACAUGAUCAUCGGAUCAUCGUUUACAGAGUAAACAUGAUCAUCGAUUACAGAAGUAAACUUGAUCAUCGAUUACAGAGUAAACAUGAUCAUCGAGUACAGAGUAAACAUGAUCAUCGAGUGCAGAGUAAACAUGAUCAUCGAGUACAGAGUAAACAUGAUCAUCGAUUACAGAGUAAACAUGAUCAUCGAGUGCAGAGUAAACAUGAUCAUCGAUUACAGAGUAAACAUGAUCAUCGAUUACAGAGUAAACAUGAUCAUCGAGUACAGAGUAAACAUGAUCAUCGAGUACAGA
Limulus polyphemus (Atlantic horseshoe crab) is the source of this 607-nucleotide messenger RNA. RefSeq names its product sex-determining region Y protein-like. The annotation marks the transcript as partial. The transcript has 3 exons. The record is from RefSeq and is a predicted model, not a curated record. NCBI's taxonomy places the organism in Eukaryota, Metazoa, Arthropoda, Merostomata, Xiphosura, Limulidae.